UUUGCUGGACUCGUGUCUCUUCAGGUGAACUAAAGAUCGUUGUUUUCCAUUAAAUUACAUGGAAAUCAUUGGACAUUUGAUUUCUACACGUUUACAGCAUGUAGCCUGAACGGGUUCGAGCUGACGGAACCUCGGUGCCGCUGGAGGCAGCAGAGCCCAGCAGCUGUUCACCCGCCGCAGAAGAAGAAGAGACGCAGCGGCGGAGUCUGGAGCGGGCAGCGAGUCCCGCAGAGUCCAAACCCGUCAGCCCAAAACAAGCGACACGAACCGAGCAGCGCGGCCGGUACACCGUCAUUAACCCGGAAACACCGCGCAGCUGCCGACAGACCGUUUUCAGACCGACUGAUUUCCUUCUCAUUCUAAACGGAACCCGCUCGACAUGGCGGUGCAGGUGUGGUGCCUGUCGUUCCGGCAGCCCUACGCCGGCCUGGUUCUGGACGGGGUGAAGACGGUGGAGAGCCGCUGGCGGCCCUUGCUGGCGUCUCUGGAGAACCAGACCCUGGCGGUCCACGUCGCCCGGCGGGACUGGGAGGGGGAGGAAUGGCGGGCGGUGCUUGGCGGCCCGCUGGGGAUGAACCGAGCACAGAUCCAAGCGCUUCUGGAGUCCGGGGAGCGGUUCGGCCGCGGAGUGGUGGCAGGAUUGGUGGAUGUGGGCGGGACCUGGCUCUGCCCCGCCUCCCUGCAGGGGGAGGAGCUACAUCACCUGGAGAGGUCGGCGGUUCUGACCGGUCUGCAGGAGAAACACCUGACUCACCUGUCCAACCCCCGCUGGCUGAAGGAGCCGCUGAGCACAAGGGGAGGUGGUGACCUUUACACCGUGGAGAUCCCCGCCCACCUGUUACCAUGACAACAUGUCAGGUACCACCUGUUACCAUGGCAACAGACCCUGCUGCAAAAGUGUCCAAUCGCUCAGAGACUGUAGUUUGAUAAAAAAGAUGAUUCGUUGAUUAAAUGUAAAAUAAUAAAUUGAUCUCCGAUCAAA
This is a messenger RNA of Stegastes partitus (bicolor damselfish), 982 nucleotides long. RefSeq names its product protein CXorf40A. The record is from RefSeq and is a predicted model, not a curated record. The transcript is spliced from 3 exons. The coding region runs from base 380 to 847 and encodes 155 amino acids. NCBI's taxonomy places the organism in Eukaryota, Metazoa, Chordata, Actinopteri, Pomacentridae.